AUUAGGAAGCUCAUCCUGAUUUCCCGAACAGAGAUUUCUCUAUGGUCUAUGGUGUAGAAUAGUUUAGAAAAUGGCAUCUAUGUUGCGAAACAACUGUAAUGGGUGAAUGGGUGUGUAGUUCAUGGUUACAGAAGUGUUUUUACUUGAAUGGAAACAAUUCUUACUAUUUUUAAUUGUUUUACAGUAAUAGUUGUUAUCCAAAUGUUAAACAAAAAUGAAUUGCAACAAAGAUACAAGUGCUUCUACUGGACAACUAUCAAGUGCAAGUAGUGUGGGAGGUGGAAUGCAUCAUUCGUUGUCUACUCCAAUUGGCGUCGAUGGAGGAGUUCGAACACCACCAUCAACGCCCAGAAAAUUUGGUAAAAUGUUGGGAAUCAAAGUUCAAAUGUUGGACGACACGAUUACAAUUUUUCAAGUCCAGUCUAAAGCGUUAGGAAGAGUUUUAUUCGAACAAGUUUGUAAACAACUCCAUUUAUUAGAAGCUGAUUAUUUUGGACUGGAAUACGAAGAUUUGCAUGGUACAAAGUACUGGUUAGAUUUGCAAAAACCUGUGUCCAGACAGUUGGGUCUUUCGCUUGUUGACCCUUUGCUUCACUUUUGUGUAAAAUUUUAUACACCUGAUCCCAGCCAAUUAGAGGAAGAGUACACUAGAUACUUAUUUUGUUUACAAGUUAAACGGGAUCUUGCGCAGGGUCACCUACAGUGUAAUGACAACACAGCUGCUCUUAUGGCCAGUUAUAUCGUACAAGCCGAAUGCGGAGAUUUUGUAGCAGAAGACUAUCCUGAUCAUACCUACUUGACCAGUUAUAAGUUUGUCCCCCAUCAAGACCAAGAAAUUGAGAGGAAAAUAAUGGAAAAUCAUAAAAAGCACAUAGGUCAAUCUCCAGGAGAAGCUGACCUAAACCUCCUAGAAACUGCUCGUAGAUGUGAACUUUAUGGCAUAAAAAUGCAUCCCACUAAAGAUCAGGAGAAUGUGCCUCUUAAUUUGGCUGUGGCACAUAUGGGUAUUAUUGUUUUUCAACAUUACACAAAAAUAAAUACCUUUUCAUGGGCAAAAAUACGCAAAAUUAGUUUCAAAAGGAAAAAGUUUCUUAUAAAAUUACACCCAGAAGGAUAUGGAUAUUAUAAAGACACCGUAGAAUUUUUUUUCGAAAGCAGGAACGAAUGCAAGAAUUUUUGGAAAAAGUGUGUGGAAAAUCAUGGUUUCUUUAGAUGUUCAUCAGUAAAAACUGUUCCCAGGCAUAAGACGAGAGUUCUUUCUAGAGGUAGUUCAUUUAGGUAUAGUGGAAAGACCCAAAAGCAAAUAGUUGAAUUUGUGAGAGAUAAUUACGUAAAAAGACAGGCAUUUCAGAGGUCGGCUUCUUUCCGGCAUACUAGUUCACAUUCGAGUUCAGUCAACAUGCACGCAAGCUCAGUUGGCAACAGCAUUUCUGCCCACCCCUUGUUGCCCCUUAGUGACAAUGUCGUGACUGCGGAAGUAUCCAAACGGUCAGUAUCCCUUGCAUCAAUGGAAGACCCCAAAAAAAUUCCGGAUUCUCCGACGACGAAAUCAGCCUCUCUCCCCCAAGGCACAGUUAUGUCUUGGAAUUCGAUUACCGACGUUCAGCAUAUCAGUCAGCUUGCUCAGACGACGAGCUCGCCGUCCCCACCUCUGACGAUGCAAUCGAUAUCACCGGCAACUUCUGCAACUGCGAGUCCACAGCACUUAUCCUUUCAGGACCCCCACCGGAUAACCCAGAAAUACAUCAGCACACCGCCGCCGUCAUCUCCUCCGCCGUCAUUGCCAGUGACCGAUCACAAAAUCGAAACAGGCCAAAUCAAUCCCCCAAGUGCAAAUCGAAAAAACGCAGGAGUAAAUUUCCCAUACGUACCCAGCUAUACCCUUUACCAAAAAUCCAAAAAGACAGUAGCUUGCAUGGAUAAGAUCUGUUUAAAUCCUACAUUUGCAACAUCAGAAAUUAAAUAAAGCGGUAUUUCCCGAAGAAAUUUUCAUAUUGCGUGUUGUUCAUUCACGUGACUCAACCGAAUCAGCCUACAC
Agrilus planipennis (emerald ash borer) is the source of this 2038-nucleotide messenger RNA. Its product is annotated as FERM, ARHGEF and pleckstrin domain-containing protein 2. The transcript has 11 exons. The coding region runs from base 215 to 1966 and encodes 583 amino acids. Gene Ontology annotation, cellular component: cytoskeleton. Lineage: Eukaryota; Metazoa; Arthropoda; Insecta; Coleoptera; Buprestidae. The record is from RefSeq and is a predicted model, not a curated record. Gene Ontology annotation, molecular function: cytoskeletal protein binding; guanyl-nucleotide exchange factor activity.